This is a messenger RNA of Bolinopsis microptera, 1903 nucleotides long. RefSeq lists its product as uncharacterized. Lineage: Eukaryota; Metazoa; Ctenophora; Tentaculata; Lobata; Bolinopsidae. The transcript has 2 exons. The record is from RefSeq and is a predicted model, not a curated record. Bases 48 to 1586 code for a protein of 512 amino acids. Gene Ontology annotation, molecular function: protein binding.
AGGGAAAGUGCAAUCGUGACUCACCCCCAUUCCCAUGACUUGUUGUCAUGAUCUGGUUACCGACGGAGAUACUGGAGGAGAUCCUAUGUAACCUUGACUACUACACUCUCAAACAAUGUUGUUUAGUAAACAGGGACUGGUACCACGUGAUCAUUUCUCUGAGCAGUGUUUGGUUGGAGAUGUGUCAUCAGAACAGCAUAACACUCAGCGGAAGUGAAAAUCUCAGACAUGGUUGCCAGGUAACGUCGCCAGGACGCGUGACGUCACCACAGCACGUGACGUCACCACAGCACGUGCUCAACUCAGCUGAAUUCUACCACAAAAAGAUCAGACUCAUGACAACGCGAUGCAAGGAAUUCAACAUGAAAGGUUACUCAUUUGACGAAGAGGUAGAACCCCUGGACGUUAGAUUUAUGUCUUGUAACAGCCAAGACAUUGUAAUGGUGUUGGGAGGAAACGAGAUUAUUUGUAUAGAUAACAUCUCGUGGAACACUGUACUGAGAGGGUAUCUCAGACAUUCUGACGAAGUGGUAUUCCUGGAAUGCAGUGAUUCUUUUAUAGUUGUUGGACAUAUCAGCGGUUGUGUAACUGUUUACGUGAUGACGUCACGUGAUAAUCCCAUGACGUCACGUGACUGUAAAUCUUUAGAGAUCACGUGUGGCUUCCGAGCUAGACUCAGUGGAGUGAAGUGUGUUAAGAUAGAUGACAGCAGCAGGACUAUCGCCAUGAUAUGUGACAGUGUUCUGACUGUUUACCGUGAUGGGGUUAUCCUGCACGAUAUCAGUCCCACUAUAAGUGACGUCGCUUGUUUCAGCUGGUCCAAGCUCCUCUGGGAUGGUAAAACACCUAAAGAUGGCAUUUAUCAAAACCUCCUCCAGUUUAUGUCUAGGGAUCAGAUUGUUGCUGUGUCCCCCAAGAAGCUUUACGUCUUCACUAUCGCUGAUCUGUUAACAGUAAAGACAGUUGAUAUUCACCAUGACCACGCUGAAUGCCAGAAGUGUUAUUUCUGGCCAAGUGUGGUGGUAUCAGACAAAUAUAUCUGCUGUAGGACAUCCUGCUCUGUCAGACUUUAUCACAAACAAACGAACAAAGUAUCAGCUCCUGUUCUAUAUAAGGUGUUUGACAAACUGUACUCCCCCAACGAGAGACUCAUCUUCCCUCGUGAUAGGGUGAAUUUAGUUGGGAUAGGUUCCAAGUUCUUAGUCACAGUUGAUACUCACGUCUUUCCUAGAAUCCUUAUAUUUGAUGUGGAAACAGGAUCUCUCAUCACAACCGUUGGUAACGAUAGGAACGAAUGUGAGUUCCAAAUCCCGAUCUACCAUGGUAUUUAUCACAUGUCCUACUUUGUCGCCGUACCCUUCCGGUCGUGGUUAAAUGGGGAUUUCGGAGAUGUGUCAAGACCCUGCCUCAUAACGUACAAACACAAAGACUAUCUGAGUGACACUGCUGUGUGGCUGUUCCAACUAGAGAAGUUCAGGGUUAGAGCAAGAGGUGACAGACACCACGAGUAUUUCAGGCAGUGCUCUAAGAUAACCACCUCCUUGGAGGUGAGGCAGACACCACGAGUAUUUCAGGCAGUGCUCUAAGAUAACCACCUCAUUGGAGGUGAGGCAGACACCACGAGUAUUUCAGGCAGUGCUCUAAGAUAACCACCUCCUUGGAGGUGAGACAGAAGUUGGGAAGUGCUGAGAAUAUAGUUCCGGUUCAGGUCGGGUGAUUACUGACUUGUACUACUUGUAACACUAUUAUUUACUUGUAAAUCUCAGUUACUGAAAGCAAGCAUAUAUGCUUGUUAAAACACCUUGCUUAUUACAAUUGAACGUAUAUAUUUUGAUUAUGUGUAUGUAAUUUUCCCAAGCUGAUUUGUUGAAUAAUCAAAAUUAAACGUUAACUUUAGUUGUGU